AUGCUCGCUUUGCUCUCCGCUUUUGGCAAGCCUUGUCUGGGCGCAUCUGCGUUUGCCCAACCUAUGCCGUGUGUGGGUCACAAGGAGGUGAAACUCCGAUGUCACGCGCGAGAGCGCGCACCCACCCUUCCACCUUCCCCACCCCAUGCGCAGCAUUUACCUUCUCUGUCCCCCUCCGUUCCAGGGUCUCCACACCCCCCACUCACCUCCCCUUCCACAUACCUAGCUCAACUCUCGCCAACUCACCGGCCUUCUCCCCCGCUUGACGGCUCGUCCCAUUCCCGCCCUCCUCCCCGGCGUCUCAUCCCCCCCUCCAGUUCCCCCUCCCCUCCCACCCAAACCCCCCUCCCCUCCCCCCCCCACACAAAUCUCCCCACCCCACUCUCCACCCCCCCACUCCCACCCCCCCGCCCCUCCCCCUCCCGUGCCCCACCCCUCAUCCCCCCCCCCGCUCCCCUCCCCUCGCCCCCGUACGCCCUCCACCCCCCAGCCUAUCUCCCCCCCUUUCCCCCCUCCACCAUCAUCAACCGACCCCCCCCCCCCCCCUCAUUCCCCCACACCUCCCACCUGCGACCACCCUACACCUCCCCCCGCCCCCCCCGACUCCUCUCCCGCCCUUAUCAACUCAGCCGCUCCCCACAAUCCUCUACAGACCCCCCCCUCACAGCACCCCAACCCUUCCCCGUCCCCCCCCCCCCCCCCCCCCCCUCCUCCUCACUUUUCCAGCCCUCCAUCCCUCCAACCCCCCCCCCCCCUACACCACCCCAGCAUCGCCUCCCGCCCCACGCCCCUCUCUCACCCUCUCCUACUUCCCCCCCCCCCUACCCAUCACUACGAACAUCCCUACUUCCCCCUCCCCCACACCCCCCCACCCUCCUAUCCCACCCAACCAGCCAUCGCUGCGCUUACCCACUCCCUGUGUCCGGCUCCAUUGCUACCCCCCCCCUGUACCCUCCCUUCCGACCCAAUCGUACCACAUGCCUCCCACACGCCUUUCUCGUUCCCCCUCUAUGUCCGACCCUGUCUCUCCAAACUCCUCGCCCCUCGCCGAUCCUCCUCUCUCCACAUCCGCACCUCCCCCCCUCACCUCGAUACUCCCUAACACACCCCCAACCCCUCCCCUCCACCACCCCCCCACCCUCUUUCUCCACCAACCGACCACCACAAUCCAUUCAUCUCUCCCCCCACCGCCUACUACCCCCCGCCUACCCACCACACUUCCCAUCCCCCUCCCUUUAUCCCCCCACCCACCCCCCUCCACACCCCACCCCCAACAUUCACUUCCACCACAUCCCCAACCCCCACCCUGGUCCCGCACCCCCCCAACCUCUCCCGACCCCCCCCCAACCCACCCCCGCACUCCCAGACCCAUACCUCUCCCCCACCCCCUCCCCCCCCCUCCUCCCAUUCCCCACAUAUUCACCCCCUCCUAGCUCAUCCGCCCCGCCCCUCCCCCACCCCUACCCAGUAACCUUCGCCUUCCCCCCACCUCGCCUCUCCACCCCCGCUCUCACGUCCCACCCCCUCUCAACCCCACACCACUCCCUCCCCAUGCCGCUUCCCCCCCUCUCCACCCAGCCCGCUACUUCCUCCCCCCCCCCAACCCCCUCUAAACCUCCCUUCCGCCUUUCCUCACACCCCCAAAUCCAUCCACACACGCCCUCCUCCUAUCACCCCGUCCCUCCACCCCCCUUACUAUCACCACAGAUCCCCACCAACUCCACCACUAGUCCCCACGCCUCUGUCGUCACCCGCACCUCCCAUCCAUCCCUAUCAACCCUACCGCCCCCACCUGCACCCGCCCUCCCCCCCCACCACCCCCCCCUACACCCAUCGGCACCGCUCCCCCUUCUCUCCCUCGCACUCUCCACCCCAACACACCCUUUGUCCACCGCCCCCCCCUCCCCGCAUCCCCUCCCCACCACACCCUCACAGCCCCUCUCGCUCCGCCCCCACACCCCACAUCACCUCCUCCCAACCCUCCCCAUUCCCCGCCCCGCGACCACUACUCCCACUUCUCACCUCCCCUACCCCCACUCCCACCACCUACCCAAUCACCGAACCCACAUCCCAUCCCCCCCCCUCAGCCCCCCACCACUACCCCCUCCCACCUCCCUCACAACCCACGACCCAACUCCACCCACACCCCGCUCCCACCCACCGCCUUACCCCCACCCCUCGCCUGCAUCUCCCUCCACCUCCCACCUCGACAUGUUAUCUCGGAGUCCCCAGCCUUCACCCCCUCCCCACACACACCCCAGCGCCAUUCCUCCCUUCAUUCCUCGCCUUACCCUUAACAUUCCAACACCAAUUCCCACCCCUCCUCGAUCCCCGUACCCCACUCCCAUCUCCCCCCUUCCGCUCCCUACCAUCCGCCCCCCACACCUCCACCCGGCCCCAUCCCUCCGCCCCCCCACCGACCCCAUUCCCCCCCCCCUGACCUACAUACCCCACCACCCACCACCCACCCCUCACCCUCACCCCGACCCGCACGUCUCCCUCACCCCGCGGCGCCCAUACCCCCCUCCCCCCGCCAACACCAUCCUGCUGCAGCCUCAUCUUUGCAAGUUUGAUAGCGGAUGUAUACCUGUGGAUCCGAUAAUGGAAGCCUCUUCUCGCCUUACUUGCCACUUAUCAACCUAA
Homalodisca vitripennis (glassy-winged sharpshooter) is the source of this 2643-nucleotide messenger RNA. RefSeq names its product extensin-like. The transcript has 2 exons. The record is from RefSeq and is a predicted model, not a curated record. The coding region runs from base 1 to 2643 and encodes 880 amino acids. NCBI's taxonomy places the organism in Eukaryota, Metazoa, Arthropoda, Insecta, Hemiptera, Cicadellidae.